AAACUCGACCGAAGGCCCAGUCGAAUAGCCCAGUUUCUGGCUGGCUCCCUCUGACGGGGAAGAGGAAGGAAAGUAAGAGUAAGACUGUCAGCGACUCUGCCUGCUUAGACAGAGAGCGCUGUCGUCUCGUCGUUUUCAUUUUUUCGCCAUUUUCUGAUUUUCGCCCCGAUCGAUCUCUAAACUGAGCCAGAGGCCAGAGCUCCCAUUCCGUCGACUAGAAAUUUCCCCGUAGAUCUUCGAUCAAGCUCCGCCGACCUUCGCCUUGCUGCCUUCCACCGAAGAAGGGAAGAGGAGAGAGAGCAACAAGGAGAGAUGUUGCCUACUUCGUCCAAAGCCAGGGCUUCGUCCUCCGCAUCUAGAGCUCACUCCAUGUUCCCGCAGUACCUUCGCAGAAUUAUCAAGUGGCAACAAAUGGACAUUGAAUACACGUUCUGGCAAAUGCUUCAUCUAUGCACCUCCCCGAAAGUUGUGUAAGUAAUUCUUGGUUGUUUCAUCAUUUAUUACGGUUCGCAUAUUUGCAUCUAACCCUUUGUAGGUGAUGUGAUGCCUCUGUGUUACUAGGUGAUACACCUUAGGUCUUUCUAUCUGUUUUUUAUUGACUCGUAUUGCAUGAUCGUUCGAAGCUGCAUAGCUUAACUUACGUGAUGUUGAAGAAUUUCAUACAUGAUUCUCAAUUUCCUUUUCUUGUUUCCAGCCCUCUGCUUCUUAAUAUUUAGUAUUUGGCUGUACCAUAGCUAAGAUGUAAGGCUUUUACCUUUAUAACGUCAUGGUAUUGCUGGAGUCAUGACUGUACACGUAUUUGUUUCACAUUUCUGAGUGAUUGUACCUUGUGAUAUCCUGAUUUGCUUUUGUUGUAUGGAGUCGGGGAAAAAAAUAUCAGAGUUUGAAUGUGUCAGAAGUUGGGGUUGCUGGUCAAACAGGCAAGCUUAUCCUAUUGAUAAGGAUUCUAACAAUUUAUUUGCAUGUCGUUGCUGUGGGAUGGAAGCAGCUAUCAGCACACUAAGUACCAUAAGCAAACUAAGAAUCAAUGGGCACGUGACGAUCCUGCUUUUGUUGUAAUCUGCAGUCUCCUUCUGGCUGUUGCGACUUUGGCUUAUUGUGCGGCGUAUGAUCACAGUGCAUCUCAUGCUGUUUUUGUAGUUAUAUCAGUAUUGCUUUUCCACUUUUUGACUGCCGGGGUGCUUCUGGCUACUUCUUGUUGGUUGUAUGCAUUCGAUGUGCACUGCAAUUCUUUCUUCCCCAUGUUUGUUAUGCUCUAUGUUAUACAUUAUUUUCUGUCACCUCUUUUGGUGGCCCAUGGUUUCAUACCGGUUCUACUAUCAAACCUGCUUUUCUUGGUGGCAGCCUCGUAUUACCAUUACCUCAACUUUCUAGGUUAUGACGGUAAGUUGAUUUUUGUUUUUAUUUCCAGCUAUACUUGCGAAGAGAUAAUGUAUCAGUUCUACACUUGUCAUUUGUUUACGCUAAUCAUGACCAGCAAGAUGCAUUUGACUGCAGUGCUACCCUUCCUAGAGAGAACAACCUUUUUCUUGUAUCCAAUCGGCAUAGUCAUCGUCCUUUCUCCCAUUUUAAUUCUAAGCGGGUUCAGUCCUUCAAGAUACUUCAUGAACAUGUACUUCAGUCAAAGGCUGUGAUAUACCCACCCAAGGCAGCUAACAGCAUUUUUGGAGGCAUUCCGUUAGGUACGCGAUUGCAUCAAAGUUAUUGGAGGGAAGACAUAAUUCUUUUGGUGUAAAUGUGAGAACUGAGACCAGGGCCCCUUGAAACAGAAGAUCAUUGUAGUAACUCUUGAAACCGGGAAGAAGUAGGAAGAAGUAUAAAUGAAGCGCACAAAGUGGUCGGAAGUGGAGUUUUCUUACUCCUCAGAAUCGAGGGUUAGUCUGAUACAUGGUCAUGUAGAUCCAUGAUGUAAUCCUUUUGAUUGUUUUUUGUUGUCAAAUCUGGUGGGUGGGUUCUUCUGGUUAGCAUGGUUCUUCCUCCCAUCUGAAACUUUUGUUCUUGAAUGUGGAAGUUUUACGA
This is a messenger RNA of Linum tenue, 2019 nucleotides long. NCBI's taxonomy places the organism in Eukaryota, Viridiplantae, Streptophyta, Magnoliopsida, Malpighiales, Linaceae. The record is from the annotation of a GenBank genome assembly.